Phlebotomus argentipes is the source of this 910-nucleotide messenger RNA. RefSeq names its product protein windbeutel (gene wbl). Gene Ontology annotation, biological process: protein secretion. Bases 73 to 846 code for a protein of 257 amino acids. NCBI's taxonomy places the organism in Eukaryota, Metazoa, Arthropoda, Insecta, Diptera, Psychodidae. The record is from RefSeq and is a predicted model, not a curated record. Gene Ontology annotation, cellular component: endoplasmic reticulum lumen; endoplasmic reticulum. The transcript has a single exon.
CGCAAUCGUUGACAACUUCACAGUAUUUUGGUAGACACGCCGGCAUCUGUGGGAACUCCCAGGAAAUCCAGAAUGCACUUCAAGGAUCUCUUCCUAGUGGCCCUGGUGGCUUUGUGGGCAGUGUCCCGAGUGGCGGAGGCGUGCAAAGGUUGUGUGGAAUUGGACGAAAUCACCUUCGAUAAGUUAAUCCGCCGCUUUCCGGUGACCGUGGUGAAGUUCGACGUGGCCUAUCCGUACGGAAACAACCACGAAGCGUUCUCCAGCUUCGCCCUGGACGUUGCAGACGUGGAUGAUUUGCUGGUGGGUCUGGUGGGCAUCAAGGACUAUGGGGAGAAGGACAAUGCAGAACUGGGGAAACUCUAUAAGGCGACUGAGAAGGAUUUGCCGGUGAUUAAGCUGAUUAAGCGGGAUGAUCCCAGGAAGUGGAUUGACUACAAACCAUCCGCCCUGACGGUGUCUGCCGAGGAUCUGAAGGCGUUCGUGCGAGACAACUCUGAUCUCUAUAUUGGCCUCGCCGGGUGUCUGCAGGAGUUCGAUCAACUGGCGGGAAGAUUCAUGGACGCUCUCGCUGUGGACGAGAAGAGCGCCCAGGAGGUGCUGCAGGAUGCCCAGGAGGAGGAGAAGAAGUUCAACGGCGAGGAGAAUUCCGGGCGAAUGUACAUCGCCAUCAUGCAGAGGAUCCUGGAGAAGGGAGCGGAGUUCAUAGCGUCCGAGAGGGAGCGAGUGAAGAGUCUGCAGGGAAAGAAAGUCUCAGCCGGCAAGAAGGUCCUCCUGGAGCAUCGAAUGAACAUCCUGGCGGCCUUCAAGGCCACCGCCAGCGCUUCCUCAGACAAGUCUGAAUUGUAGAACUGAGAAAGCUCCUGAGAUUCCGUAAGUUUAGUCACAAAAAUAUCAUUAAUUCCUGUCCAGU